Molecule: messenger RNA, 1018 nt
Organism: Anopheles gambiae (African malaria mosquito)
Lineage: Eukaryota; Metazoa; Arthropoda; Insecta; Diptera; Culicidae
Exons: 2
Coding region: 347-871 (174 amino acids)
Source: RefSeq, a predicted model, not a curated record
CGCGAAUUGAAUCGUUUACUCGUUUGGGAUAUUUAUUUCGCUAUCGUUUUGUUUCAAAUGGUGAUGUAUGUUGUGUUUGAUGAGACGUUUCUAAUUGAUGUGCAAGUGCGCUCGGGCAUGAAAUGUCCAUUGUGAUGAAAUUGAAUUAGGCUAUGCUUCUUUUGCUUUAGUAAGCGUGUUAAAAUGAUAAUGAUGGCUUCUGCUAAAUGAACCUUGCCUGGAUGUGUAAUGUACUACCAUUAUGAAGCAUAACAAGCUUCUCAUUAAGAACAAACGGAACAGACAGAUGUUGGAUAUAUAUACGGAAGUAUGUUGGAAAUUUUAGGCACAAAAUCACGUAAUCACUAUGUGUCGCACUGUGUGGAUUGUGGCAAUCGUUGCGGGCAUCGCGUAUUUCCACCAGCUAGAGGCGUCGGUGCGCAUUACCAACUACACGGACGAGUGGGAUCCAAAGUAUCUGGAUGUGGAUUUGCGCGUCCGUCGGCUGGACCAAACUACUUCGAUCGAUUUUGAUUUGGAUCUUAAGCAGGAGCUCGACAAGAAUGUUGAGUACGAUGUGCGUUUGUGCAAACGGGUAGCCGGUAAAUAUCAUCAGAUGAUGUACACGGGCAAGCAGCAGCUUUGCGGCAAGGAGCUGCGCCGGUCGCGCAAUCUGCUCGACCGAUACAUUGCUUCGGAGCUGGUGAAACACUCGAACCUGACGACCCGGUGCCCUAUCAAGACUGGGCACUACGAGGUGCGGAACUUUGAAAUCGACGAUCGCCAUCUGAUGAUGAGCGUGGUACCGUCGGGCGAGUUUCUGAUCGAGGUCGGCGUGUAUCAUCGCGGCAAGGAGAUCAAAAUGAAUCGCUGGUUUGUGACGGCAACGUAAAUUUGCCCGGAUGCUGCUGUUUAAGCAGCAAUUUCACGCUAACGGUAAGACUAUUAAUUCGCAUUUAGUGUAAAUGCUAUCAUGUUUCCUCUGUGCGGUGUAUAAAGCCAUGUUUUGGGAGGUAAAAAAACGCUGAAAUUAGUUAUA